AUGUACGGAUCGCAUUCUUACUCACAUUCCACCGGUCCACCGCAUUCAAGUCCUUCUCAACCAGAAUGGCGUUUACCUCCGACAACUCAACACCAGCAAUCCUCAUGGCCAGCGGGUUCUGUGGCACCUCCCCCUCCCCCUCCCCCUCCUCCUGCGCCAAUUGCAGCUCCUUCGUAUCAUCCUAAUACGUACGGAUCUAUUUCCAAUAUAUCACCUGGCGCAGGCGGAUCGCCGGUGCUUGGUGCUCCCGGCGGCCUGAAUACAACAUCAUGGGGAAUGAGAUAUAAGCAUCACAUUCUGGCGCCUCCGCCGCUGCCUCCUCGACCUCCAAGUGUGGCGGAGCACCAGCAUCAUAGCCCUGCGCAAGUUCAGUCGCCGACAGUGGGCUCCCCUGACAAUCACAAGCCUCUGCCAGCUACUCCUGGGUAUGGCUUACAGUCUUCCUCCUUUGAGAAUCAUCAGCAGUGGACUACAGGCGCCUCUCACACGUCCCAGCAAGCUCUUGCGCCUCUACUGCCUCCCCCUCCACCUGCGCCAAUCCCUCCCAGUUACCAGACUCAACCCGCACCGUUAGACAACCAGACAUGGCAACAGCCGAACCCCCCUGCUUAUGCAGGAUUCCCUUCCAGUCAACAUUUUGAGGUGCCAUCCUACUCGGUUUCAGCACAUGCGACUGAAGCCAGCAUAGGCCUGCCCCAAAGCAUGAGUCCUCCUCCACCUCCGGCCCAGCAGCUUCCGCCUGCGGAGCAACCAUGGCCCCAGACCUUGCCAAGCGAGCAGUUUCCAGCUUCAACUGCGAACACAUCCUUACCGAACCUUCCUUCAGAAACUGCUCCGCCAGUACCACCCAAGACCGGUCCUAACCUGUUUCCGGCCAACGCUUGGGGCCUGGGGCCUGGAACCCCAUCAGAUUGGGAGCACCUGGCACCUACACCCGGGACAGUUGUCGACGUGGAGAUAUUUGAACCCAAGCAGAGCCAGCCAUCUAACUCCUCGACUGUAGCCAAUUCACUCCCAAGUCAGCCGGCUUCUUUCACUCCUGAAUCGAGUAACCGGCCCACUGUAUCUACUCCGCCAAUGACGAUUUCACCCACGGCGCAACCUGCAUACCCUCAGCAACAUAUACCUCAGCAGCAUCAUGACAAUGGGUCACCAGUUAGUCCGAGCACUACGCCGGAGAUGCGUGAUCCGCCCCGUCCUGUCAGGGUUGAUAGUAGCGGUACCGAAUACAGUAUCAUCUCCGCCACUGAGACAUCUGAAAGUAUUGAUGGUGUUAUCGAAGCUUGGAACCAACCUAUCACCCCACAGACCAAGCCCGCUGUCGAGCAAUCUCGGGAGAGUCUGGCCUCAGGGCCCGAAACCAGGCCCUCAAUGCACGAGUCGAGCCCUGUCGAGAUGCCACAACGAAAGCAGGAAUUCAAGGUUCCUCGGAAGGAGGUUCCGUCGCGCACGGCUACGCCUGCGUCGAGCAGUGCCAUUGGUGAAACUAGUAGCGGGAGACCCAACACAGCGAGCCCGCAGCCCAAACCACAAGAGCCCUAUGAAGACCUAGACUCUUGGUCCAAGUCGUCGUUGGCACGCUAUGUAGCGAUGCUGCGAAAAGAGGAGGUCGCCGAUUCUGACGAGGAGCGCUUCAAGAUAUUCACGGCGUUCAUGGCCAAGGAAACAAAACUGCGUGAGAUCUUGUACAACAUCGAACCUGAACAGAAGAAGGAUCAAGAGGCACCACAAUCGUUGCCAAUCCCGCAGAAUUCAACAUCUCCUCCCGUCGAGUCGGGCUUGAUUCCGGUCCAAUCGGAAGAGGAAUAUGAUGCGGAGUGUUCUUCUUCCAAUGAUGCCCUGAGGGAAUCGGAAGAAGGCCGGUAUAGUCCAGGAGGGCGUCCAAUUCUUCCCCGACUCCAUACACCCCAACCAUCGGGGUUGCAAAGAUCAGCCUCGCAGCCUAAUGCCUUCAAGGCAAAGGUAAGCAGAGACUCCUCGUCUAACGCUCAAAAUCCAAUCUCGCGGGCUACAUCCGUCCCGCCCUCCAUGAAUGAGAAGACAUUCUCCCCGUUAGCAACAAACCCUCCGCAGCCCAUUUAUACUCCCUUUCGAUACACUGAAGGUCCUCAACGUGGCUCUGACGACCUCACCUUUGACCGCCCUGCGUACCAGGCAUACUCUGCCCUGCGUCAAGCGUCUGCGGAAAGUGGGCGUGUAAUGUCGAACGCGCCCAAAGCACCGACUCGAAACAGGUCAAGUACUGUGACGUCUUCAGUAGCUCAAAAAGACUAUAAUGAAACUUUCAUCGGGCUUAUCCGAGAGAAAAGCGUCGCUUAUAGGAAUAAAACUUCUCGAAGGACAUCUUCGCCGCCUCCACUGCCGGCGGCUCUUAAGCAAGGAAAGACCGGUAGUCCAAUUGAUGACCUGCGUUCUAUGGUCUCAUCCCCAUUAGCCAAGCAGUCCGAAAGCUCAUGGCACGUUACGACCAGAAGGGAUUUGGAGAAAUACUCGGAUAACUUCAGCUAUAUCCGCGAGGCCAUCAAUACUUGGGAGGCUGCAGCCAAGAUCCGACGUGAGAACACUGACAGGGAGCGUAUGCGACGGCAGGAGGAGUCCGAAAAACAUAUUGAUGACUUGUUCAACGAGAAGGAAAUUGGCUAUGCCGAUAUCAACGUUCUGGAAGAAGAGUUUCGCCAGAAAGAAGCUCGUGUACAGCUGGACGAGGAGAGACAGGAGCUGGACGAUUUCGUCGCGAAGGUUUACAAUCCGCUGGAUGAGCGUCUGAAGGGGGAGGUUUCCGCGCUUCAGGAUCAUUAUGAAUCUGCCCUGGCGCAACUCGACCAUGAAAACAGCAAGAUCAAGGAUUCUGUCACCGACAAGUACAACCUGUCUCACACGAUGAAGAUCGUGAACGAUAUCUAUCAGAAGCUCGAAAUACGCUAUUACAAGCGUCUUGAGAUCGCCCUGGACCGUGAGCGCCGACGCAAGAAGGCGGAAAGACGCCCGCUUGUGUUCAUGGGAGAUUCUGCUGCUCUGAAAAAGUUGGACGGGGAGUUUGAUCAGAUGGAGAAGCGAAAUAUACUCGAAGCAGCCAAGGCGCGUGACGAUCGGGCUAAUAGGCUGAUGGAUACCUUUGACAAUGCAAUCAUACUCGGACUAGGCGAGAACCAGAGUCUCUUGGAUGAGGUCACUGCCAAAGUGACACGGAUUGAUUCUGAGGCGAUUCAGUCAUCUGGUCUAGCAGUUACUGAGGUCGAGCAGUUGUUGAAGUCCGUGUUUACUCUGGUCGAAUCCUUGCGGCAGGAUUCCGAAUCAAUCCUGCACAGCUUUGGUGUCGCUGACACGGCCCUCAACAACGCGGAUUAUAGUGUUUCUGUCGCUGAAGCUCGCUACUCCAACGCUGAUCCUGAGAUCUUCCGCCGACUGGAUGACGAGAAGAAGAACGAAGAUGCGAAGAUCCAAAAAGAUCUCCAUUCAAAAAUGGAGAGCGUGCGCGUUGGUCCCUCCAAGAUCAUUGCUAAGAUCAAUGAUCUUCUUGAAUCCUUGGGCAAAACGCCAGUGGUAGAGCAACCUAUGUCUUCUGAGACCAUUCCUGCUGUGCACCCCAUGGACGUCCUGCUGCCAGGUCCUCGUCCGCCUACGGUGACCCCUGGCCCCAGGAAGCCGGACGGAGAUCCUGAGCACCAGGAGCGGCUCCGGAAAGCUCUGGAAGAUGCGAAGAGGAGGAAUGCUGCGAGGAGCAGUUCAUAA
Aspergillus thermomutatus is the source of this 3732-nucleotide messenger RNA. RefSeq lists its product as uncharacterized. The coding region runs from base 1 to 3732 and encodes 1243 amino acids. NCBI's taxonomy places the organism in Eukaryota, Fungi, Ascomycota, Eurotiomycetes, Eurotiales, Aspergillaceae. The transcript is spliced from 2 exons. The record is from RefSeq and is a predicted model, not a curated record.